CUAAGCAUUCCAAACAAAAUGGUACAUUGAAUCCACGUUUCUUGCGGCCUAGAACAAAACACUAAACGAGCUUGCCUGCAAUGAACCAACAUGCUCCUACCGCACGCUUAGAGUGUGUUAGGGAUUUGAUUGAUGCAGCAAGAUCCAACAAGUUCUCAAUUUUACGCAAGUUAUCUGCAGAUGGCCAAGAAGUAUUUGACGUUUGGGAUCACAUAUCACAACUGGUUGAACAUCACAUGAUUAGAAAAAAGGCUGUUAACAUUCCUGGUUUGGGUAUUUUUACAUUCACAUCAAGCAAGCUUGAUGUUGGUCAUAACAAGUACAUUCUCAUACAAAGACCAGUCUUUAUUUUAUCAGAGAAGUUAGCUGGAACACACCGACUUACACAAUCAAAGUAUCAUGUACAAGGAGAAAUACCUGUUAUUCAGCUCAAUUUCACAGCGAUUUCGUUUAAAAUGUGUCUUGACAGAGAUCUUGUUGAAGCAUCUGUCAAAGAGGUUGUGAAUGCUCUUUCACGGAAUAUUGAGCACACUCGAUCUUGUGAGUUUGCAUUCACAACGUUGGGAAACCUUGUGAUUGCCAACGGGGCUGCAAAGAUGAGGUUUUUACCAGCUUUUGUCGAAAAAAUGGACCAGACUGGCGGUUUAUCAAAGCUUCUUCAAACGAGGCCUGACACGUCAAGUUCUCGAUUUUCUGAUAAGGCCACUGUUCUUCCAAGAAUCCAGUCCAAUGAACAACAGAGAAAAUCCAGUCCAAAAUCAUCUGAUAUUUAUAUCAUCAACGAAGAAAACGAAAAUGAGGAUGCCGUCGUACACAAUUCCACAUCAGAGGUUUCCAAUACACCUUUAAUAUCUCCGCAAGGUACUCCAAUAACGAAGAAAAAAGAAGCUCUUGUUCCAACUCUAAAAGUCGAAGCUAAAUCUCCCACAAUUAAACAGUGUGUUUUGACUCCACCGCAGAGUCCGGAAACGCAACCCGGUACGCCUAGAAAGGUUCCAAGCAUUAAAAGAAAUUUGAUGCUUAAAGAUCCUCGAAAGGAGUCUGGACCAAAACAGCAGAGUCGAGUGUUUCCCUUAGUGCCAAGUAAGAGUAACACGAACUUACUCACUCAGUUACUUAAAGCGCCACCGAAAACUUCAACUGAUUGCAAGAGCGAAGAAACUUCUUGUUCAAACUGCGUUGAAAAUAUGAGUGAUUUCUGCUAUCUUUGCUAUCAACGCGAAAAACGUAACAUCCCGAUAUUUUACACUGAAGAACGAAAACAAGAAGAACAGGACGAUGAUCGUUUACUUCAAACAUUCACCCUUCUACAGGACAGUGAAGCAUUGCGACAGGAUCAGGAGAUGAAAGCAAAGAAACGUGAGGUUGCGCAAUCGAUAGCAGCAUUCAACUUGAGUAUCAGUGAACUUUUAAAAGCUCAAAAAGAAGAGCGACCACUCUCCUUCAACCGCUCCUACGUAUUUUGUCGACGUCCUAUCACUCCUCCACAUUAUAUCAAGCAAGAAGAUUACAAAAAAGACUUGGCUACACAGGUAAAUGAAAAACGUAGAAAAUUGAAUAAAGUAAAGCGCGAUCAAGAAAAUUUAGAACGUGUGGAACAGCUGAAAUUGGCAGAAGAUCUCGCCAUGCAAAGAGGACAGUACUUGAAAAAUAAAAGGCUGCAAUCUGAUGAAUACCGAAAAGCCCUCGAUACACAGGUCUACAUUAAGAAAUGUAUCGAGGAAAGAUAUUCCCAAAGUCACAAAGAUGGGAAAACAUAUUCCUUACCACGUGCGAAUGUUGUUCUACCAUUUCAAAGAAAAAUGCGACCUAGUACAAACGGACCUUGCACGAUGGCAUAUAGAUCGUCAGAGCUACCAGUCGCCUACUCAGAUAGCGACGGUCCUAUCUUUGGCACUUACGAUUUAAAUGAGGACAAAAGAGUAGAGCGGAGAAAGCGAGCGCAGCAUUUAUAUCAAGACCAAAUGGAAAUGGCGAGCAAAAGAAAAGAGCAUGAGUUGUCACUUGAUAAAAUGAUACAGAAAGAAGAGGAGGAAAUGUUGAGGAAAACGAAAACUGAAUUGCUCCAAGAAACCCUUGUUCGCAGUCAACUAAACCUUCAACAACGAAAAGAUUUGGAAAACACAUGGGCACUUCAUGCUAUGAAGAAGAAGUCUAAGGAGUUCGAAGAAAAGCUUUGGGCCAGAUCACCUGGUUUAUUGUUGCAAGAGCAGUGCGAUAAAUACAAGCGUUGUGUACAGUGCACACGAAAACCGAUGAACAUUGGAAUAUCGAAUGUUUGGGCCGAAUCUCGCUAUGUGUCUGGUUCCCGAUUGAUCAUCUAAAAAAAUAUUUGUACUCGUUUUUAAAUAAUUUUGUGGAAAUAUGGUAUAAAAUAUUUGGAUUAAAUUUA
Molecule: messenger RNA, 2392 nt
Organism: Hydractinia symbiolongicarpus
Lineage: Eukaryota; Metazoa; Cnidaria; Hydrozoa; Anthoathecata; Hydractiniidae
Product: coiled-coil domain-containing protein 81-like
Exons: 15
Coding region: 81-2324 (747 amino acids)
Cellular component (GO): centrosome
Source: RefSeq, a predicted model, not a curated record